Molecule: messenger RNA, 1078 nt
Organism: Helicoverpa armigera (cotton bollworm)
Lineage: Eukaryota; Metazoa; Arthropoda; Insecta; Lepidoptera; Noctuidae
Gene: RPA2
Product: Replication protein A2
Exons: 6
Coding region: 173-970 (265 amino acids)
Biological process (GO): nucleotide-excision repair; double-strand break repair via homologous recombination; DNA replication
Cellular component (GO): chromosome, telomeric region; DNA replication factor A complex; nucleus
Molecular function (GO): single-stranded DNA binding
Source: RefSeq, a predicted model, not a curated record
AAAAUUCCCGCUCCCGCCGUGUAACGACUUGUUGAAACUUGUCAAAAGUGCUUCUGCUAUUUCCAAUUUCUUUUCCCCAUUAUUCAUUCCUAUUUCCGUAUUUUGGAAUCAAAAAGAAUAACACAACAGUCUUUAAAGCAGUCCAAUAAGUAUACUUGAUUAUUUCCUCAACAUGUGGAAUGAUCAAUCUGCAGUCGGCGGCGGGUUUUUCAACUCUCCUAACCAAUUCGGAAACGUUAACACCCCAAACCAGGCACAGAAAACAGGUCGUAGAGCAUCACGAACAGCACCAAUUGUGAUAAGGCAGGCUCUCCACUGUGGUGACGAUGGGGUGAAGAUAUGGGGAACAGAAAUCCAGAUUGUUUCCAUUGUGGCUCGUGUCAGAAACAUUAGAAUGCAAAGUACCAAAAUUACAUACACAAUACAAGAUAUAACAGGCAGGAUGAGAGCUGUGCUAUGGCUGGACCAGGAAGCAGCUGAUGAUGAUGAUAAGGCCACACCAAAGGUACAAGUGAAUGACUACAUACAAGUUUAUGGGUCUGUGAAGACCAACAAAGGAAAGAAAGUAAUAAUGACAUUCAAAAUAAUGCCAAUAACAGAUGUUAAUGCAAUCACAUUCCACUAUCUACACUGCAUCCAAAAUAGGCUGAAAAUGGAAGCUGACUCUAAGAAGGAAAAGAAGGAUAACAAUAACUCAGCAUUCACAAGUGGGUUGCCAGCAAAUUCCAUGGUUGGAGUGACAGAAAAUGCUGGACCAGUGAAUGGCCUCAACCCAAGACAAAUGAUGGUGUUCAAUCUUAUAAGAGCUUCUACCAUGGAGCAGGGUAUCAGUAAAGAGGAUAUGUAUGCAAAUGUGAAGGAUCGCAUGUCUCAUGUUGAGUUUGAGAAUAUCUUGGAGUGGAUGUGCUGUGAAGGUCAUAUCUAUUCCACAAUUGAUGAAGAACAUUAUCGUGCUACAGAUGCUUUCUAAGGAUUUUGGCUGCCUUUGUUACACAAUUCUCUUAAUUACUGUUAAACAUAUAUUAUACCACCAAACACUGUUUAGUUUUUAAUUAAUUAAAAAGUCCUAUUGGAAAAA